Hirundo rustica (Barn swallow) is the source of this 4041-nucleotide messenger RNA. It is a transcript of the gene C1H6orf62, whose product is annotated as chromosome 1 C6orf62 homolog. The coding region runs from base 2170 to 2859 and encodes 229 amino acids. The transcript is spliced from 5 exons. NCBI's taxonomy places the organism in Eukaryota, Metazoa, Chordata, Aves, Passeriformes, Hirundinidae. The record is from RefSeq and is a predicted model, not a curated record.
UUUGAGGGGUCCGUGGUAGCUGCGCAGCUCCACUCCGCGCUCGCUCCGUGCCGAGGCGCAGGCACUCCCGCUCCCUUCUCCCCGCUCCUGCCGUCGCCCUCGAGGACGUCCCGGGACCGCCUGGGCGAAAAGAGGCUCUCCUCAGCCCUUUCAUCAUUCUUCCCAGCCGUCCCGGUCCUCCUUCGACGCUGCUCCGGGAUCUCUCUAUGCCCGCCGUCCUCCUCCGUAGGAGCCGCUAGCGCAGGGACAGCGUCCUCCUUCUCCUCCUCCUUCCGCCGCCGCCGUCGUCGCCUCUUUCUCCUCCUUCUCUUUCCGCCACCAUUUCCCCACUCCCCGGCCCCGGGGCGCUGAGCUAGACUAUGGGGACCAGGUCGGGGCCGAGCAGCGGCAGAGCGGGCGGCCCGGUCACCGUGUCCCCUGCGGCAGGGAUGGGGGGGCUCCGCGGCUUCGUGGCUUUAUCUUGACAUGGCUCCUCUCCGUGCUGCCAGCACCGCCGCCGCCUCCUCCUCCACUGCUCCUCCUGCGCCCGCUGGCUGCGGGUAGCGAGCGGGCCACGGUCCCGGGCUCUCGUCGGAGCCUCUCAGUCUCUUGCUUAACGGGGGGGAAGCUUUGGGAGGGGUUCCAUUUUUUUGUUUGUUUUAGUUUUCCUUUGUUUUGUGUGCCUUUCUCUCCAGAGAGAGAAGGGGGGAGAAGUAUUCCCCCCUCUCCUCUUCUUAACCUGGUCUGACGAAUUUGCUAACCUAAAAACUUUUUAACCCCGACUAACCAAACACCUGGGGAGGGGAAAAAAUGUCUGGAGAGAGGAAGAAAAUAACCUGAUAAUUGGGGAUUUGCUUUUUUUUUUUUUUUUUCCCCCCUGGGUGAGGGUGAUUUAGAGGUUUAAAAUUGCAGCUUAGAUUGCAAUUAAAAAAAAAAAAAAACCAAAGCGAAAACCUCGCAAAAAAUUCUGUCACCGCAAAGCAGGAGCAAAAACGCACUCCAUGUUUUCCAAAUCGUGGCCAUGAAGUGAGAGGGGAGAGAGGCGGUGCUGCUGUGGGUGUCCCGCUGCCCCGGGCGCGGCCGCCCUGCGUGCAGAGAGAAGCCGAAGGGAAAGCCCAGAGCGCCGGCCAUGCACAGCCUCGGCUGACGGUGCUCGCAGCAGCAGCAGAGAGAGGGAAGGAUCCCCGGGGGAUCAGCAGCCCAGGGAGCGUAUGAGGUGUCGGGGGAUGUAGGGCUCUCGCACUGGUAGGGAGCCCGGCUUUGGGGCACUGAUUCAGGUUUAAGUCUCUCGGUGAGAAUACGGUCCUUUGAACCCCUGUCCGCCCCUUGUCAAUGGCCAACAUGAUCCCUCUCUUCUUAGGCAGCAGUAGCCUCAGGGCAAUGAUGAGCAGGAUGAAGUUAGAAAUGACUCCGCUGUCUUUUCUCUUUGCUCCCCUGCAAACCAGCGCUGUGUUGACUGUAGUUGAUUUUCUUGUUGGCGGCAGAGAAAUGUCAUACUUCCCGGGUUGUGCACUCCUUUGCACCCUUUUCUCUGCUCUCCACCAAGUGUAAUAAUUCUAAAGAAAAAGACGGGCAACAUAGCAAUAGUGGAAGGCUGAGAAUAAUAAUCAGUAGAGUCAUGAAUCUGGCUGGGGUAAAACGCAAUUUGUAAUUUCAGCUUCGGGUUUUUAUUUUUUUUUGUAAGCAGAGCAAAAGUACCCCCCCCAUGGAUUGGGCUUGUGCCUGUUGCUUUUUAUUGUACACAUAAAUCGUGAUAAGAUUUGUUUGGGUGUUUGGGUUUUUUUUGUUUGGUUUUUUUUUUUUUUCCCUCCCUUCAUUCUUAACCACUUAUUCCUGCGGCUAAACUGUUCAAAUUUUUCUCUUCGAAGUUCUUGGGUGUUUUUUGGUUUGGGUUUUUUUUUUUUUUUUUCCCCUUUUUUUUCCUUUUUUUUUUUUUCCCCCUUGAUUUAUUGUAAAACUUCUUCUCCAGCCAUGGCUGGACAACUACUUUCUUUGUUUCUUGACCCCUCCAAUACGACAUUCUCCUCGAAUAUUGCCUGAGGUGCGGUUUUGGGUUACAUUAGCGUUUGAUCUAUUCAGUUGUAUUAGCAGGAAUCAAACGACUUGUUUCUGUUGUACUUAAGUCUUACGAAAAGGUGCCCAUAGUUUAGCGACAGUUUCCAAAGGCUUUAGUACCACCUGUAUUACAAAAUGGGGGACCCAAACUCCCGGAAGAAACAAGCUCUGAACAGACUUCGUGCUCAGCUUAGAAAGAAAAAAGAAUCUUUAGCUGACCAGUUUGACUUCAAGAUGUAUAUUGCCUUUGUGUUCAAAGACAAGAAGAAAAAGUCAGCACUUUUUGAAGUGUCUGAAGUGAUACCAGUCAUGACCAAUAACUAUGAAGAAAAUAUCCUGAAAGGUGUGCGGGAUUCCAGCUAUUCUUUGGAAAGUUCCUUAGAGCUUCUGCAGAAGGAUGUAGUACAGCUCCAUGCACCCCGCUACCAGUCUAUGCGCAGGGACGUGAUCGGCUGUACCCAGGAGAUGGACUUCAUUCUUUGGCCUCGUAAUGAUAUUGAGAAGAUAGUCUGUCUCCUGUUCUCUCGGUGGAAGGGAUCUGAUGAACCCUUUAGGCCUGUUCAGGCCAAGUUUGAAUUUCAUCAUGGUGACUAUGAAAAACAGUUUCUGCAUGUUCUGAGCCGAAAGGACAAGACUGGAAUUGUUGUCAACAACCCUAACCAGUCAGUGUUUCUCUUCAUUGACAGACAGCACUUGCAGACUCCAAAAAACAAAGCUACAAUCUUCAAGUUAUGCAGCAUCUGCCUGUACCUGCCACAGGAGCAGCUCACUCACUGGACGGUUGGCACCAUAGAGGAUCACCUCUGUCCUUACAUGCCAGAGUAAGGUACUGGCCAGCAAAAUGGGGAAGAUCACAGAAUGCAGCAGUGGAUUUUCACUUUUCCUCACCACUUUAUUCUUUCAGAAUUCAGAAGAAAAUGGACUCAUGUUCAGAACACUAUACAUUGUGAAACUUGAUCAUCCUGGAUUUUUUUAAUCAUUUGUAAUCUCAGAACUUUGCAGGGUUUUGGGGUUUUUUUUAGAUGUUUUCUGCAUGGACCUUGUGAAAGAGAGGAUGCUCUGCACACUUCUGCACUGCAUCAGCAUCUUACUAAAAUGUGAAAUGAAGGGACUGUACAUUGAAGGAAAUGUAUCCGAAAGCACAAGGUGAUCAUUUGUGGUGGUGUUCCCAUUUGUGCUGGUCAUGCCCCCUAACAUCUCUAAGGUUAACCAUCAGUAUUUUGAGGGUGAGAAGUGAAUGUAACGGGUAUAAAAGCCUUAGAGCUUUGCUGUUAAUGAUUGUAUUGAAGAGCACUAUCAUUCAUUCUAAUGAACGAAGAAGUGGCUAUUACAAUAGGAUGUAAGUGUGGGAAAGAAGUCUUUCUUCCAAAAACAAAGCAUCUCAUUUAAUGUAUAGGCUUUUUUUUGCCUCUCUUAUUUUGCUGGGCCAUGUCUUAAGUUUACUGGCACUUUUGUUUUGGAUCUCUUUCCCCAAGUUGCUGUAUAACUAUAUGAAGGUAUUCUUUUGAGUUGAAUGCAUUUAUACAGAUGAGGCAGACCUGGAGUCUGAAGUUGCUAAAGCAGCUCAAAAAAAGGUUAAAUAAUAGCUGCAGAAACAAUGUUGGUAGAGGAUUAUUUUUUCUUGAGAGUUGAGACUUGUAAACUUGCAGGUGAACUGUGCAGGAAAUACUGGUUUCUAAAACAUUUCUGAUGGAAAACCCAUCAAGGUUUGGUUUUUUUUCUUUUUGAUUUUGGAGUAGACAUUAUAAACCAAUGUAAAAUAGUGUUUGGAGUGUCAAAAGUUGGUUCUGACAGAAUAUUUUAAGAUUGUGCAAUGAUAAAAGGAAGACUACUGUAUAGUUUUGAUGACAAAGAAGGCUCUGCUUAAGGGUUGAGUACUUUACUGGAGUAAAACUGCAUAAGCCUACUCCCUUUGGAUAAAACUAGUGCUUACCUGUUUAAAACUUGUAUUUAGCUUUUGUUUGGAAUUGGAAAAAAAUGGAAAUUAAAUAAAUUAGGUGAAAGAUG